Molecule: messenger RNA, 4774 nt
Organism: Acanthochromis polyacanthus (spiny chromis)
Lineage: Eukaryota; Metazoa; Chordata; Actinopteri; Pomacentridae
Gene: slc17a8
Product: solute carrier family 17 member 8
Exons: 12
Coding region: 481-2235 (584 amino acids)
Biological process (GO): neurotransmitter loading into synaptic vesicle; monoatomic anion transport; transmembrane transport
Cellular component (GO): excitatory synapse; synaptic vesicle membrane
Molecular function (GO): neurotransmitter transmembrane transporter activity; L-glutamate transmembrane transporter activity
Source: RefSeq, a predicted model, not a curated record
UGGACAAACCAGCUCCACCUGCCCCUCCUCACCAGGAAUGGAGGAGUUAUGAGAUGUAGAGGAGAUCUGAGGAGCUCUUCCAUUUCAGCUGAAGACAAAAAGGGGAUCACAAUACCUAGAGACUAAAAACUGGAUUCUACGCUUUCAUUUGUCGUCAGUCUUGGAUGGAUCUUUCAGAAAUGAAACAAGUAUCAGAAGCUCUGACCGAAUGGUACUUUGCACAUUGAGGAAUACUUGAACAUCAUCCUCAGUUCCACUUCUUUAUUCUGUCCCAUAAGUGGAGACGAAAAGUGUUCAUUACCUCUGAGGGAGCCUUGGCACCACGGACAGGUGGAGCCAAACCCCAGUGCCACAAACUCAGGGAGGAUGAGGAACAGCAUCUAGUGGAUAUUUGUUUGCUCUCUCAGAACAAAGUGUGCUCGUGACAUAUCAAGACACUGUUUUGGGACAAAGGGGAGAAAAAAGACCAAGAGAAAGAAAAUGCCUUUUGGUUUAGCAAGUUUGAAAGAGCAGGUGUUUAAACCUGGGAAGGAGGAAGUGAAGAACACAGUGGGGGACUCUAUGGGAAAACUGCAAAGGAAAAUAGAUGGCAGUAACGUGGAGGAAGAAGACACCAUUGAGCUGACGGAGGACGGUCGUCCGGUAGCAUCAACGCAGCGUUCUCCCCCGCUGCUGGACUGCAGCUGUGGCGGCCUGCCCAAGCGGUACAUCAUCGCCAUCCUCAGCGGUCUGGGCUUCUGCAUCUCCUUCGGCAUUCGAUGUAAUCUUGGUGUGGCCAUUGUGGAGAUGGUGAACAACAACACCGUCUACAUUAACGGUACUCCGGUGCUCCAGAAAGCUCAGUUUAAUUGGGAUCCAGAGACAGUGGGGCUGAUCCACGGCUCCUUCUUCUGGGGCUACAUCGUCACUCAGAUCCCUGGUGGUUUCAUCUCCAAUAAGCUGUUUGCCAACAGGGUGUUUGGUGCUGCCAUCUUCCUGACAUCAGUGCUGAAUAUGUUCAUCCCAUCAGCGGCGAGGGUCCACUACGGCUGUGUCAUGUUUGUUCGCAUCCUGCAGGGCUUAGUGGAGGGUGUCACCUACCCAGCGUGUCAUGGGAUGUGGUCCAAAUGGGCGCCACCUCUUGAACGGAGUCGACUGGCCACCACGUCCUUCUGUGGGUCCUACGCAGGAGCAGUGAUCGCCAUGCCUUUAGCUGGAAUCCUCGUACAGUACGUCGGCUGGUCUUCGGUCUUCUAUAUUUAUGGUGUUUUUGGGAUCAUAUGGUACGUCAUGUGGCUCCUGCUGGCGUAUGGAAGUCCUGCUGAACAUCCCACAAUCACGGACGAGGAGAGGAUGUACAUUGAGUCCACCAUCGGUGAAACAAGCAACCAACUAAGCGCAACUGAGAAAUUUAAGACUCCAUGGCGACGCUUCUUCACCUCCAUGCCCGUCUAUGCGAUCAUUGUGGCCAACUUCUGCCGCAGCUGGACCUUCUACCUUCUUCUCAUCAGCCAACCGGCGUAUUUUGAGGAAGUGUUUGGCUUCCCCAUCAGCAAGGUGGGGAUCCUGUCUGCCGUCCCUCACAUGGUGAUGACAAUUGUAGUUCCCAUCGGAGGACAGCUGGCCGACUUUUUACGCAGCAACAAAAUCAUGUCAACCACAAAUGUGAGGAAACUCAUGAACUGUGGAGGAUUCGGCAUGGAGGCGACUCUGCUGUUGGUCGUUGGGUUUUCUCACACUCGAGGGGUCGCCAUUUCCUUCCUUGUGCUGGCUGUAGGCUUCAGCGGAUUUGCCAUCUCAGGUUUCAAUGUCAAUCAUCUGGAUAUUGCUCCUCGCUAUGCCAGCAUCCUGAUGGGAAUUUCGAACGGUGUGGGAACGCUGUCUGGAAUGGUGUGUCCCCUGAUUGUUGGAGCUUUGACUAAACACAAGACUCGUCUGGAGUGGCAGAAUGUCUUUGUUAUCGCGGCCAUGGUGCAUUACUCAGGGGUCAUCUUCUACGCUCUCUUUGCUUCGGGAGAGCAGCAGGAGUGGGCCAACCCCGAGAGCACGAGCGAGGAUAAAUGUGGCAUUAUAGAUGGGGACGAGCUGGCCGAGGAAUCAGAGCUCAACAGCGAGGGCAUGACGGCUCCCAAGAAGACCUACGGAACAGCGGACAGUUCAUCCGGCCGAAAACAAGGCUGGAAACAGAAGAGAGGGGUGACCAUGCAAGAGGAGGAGCAUUAUGGGAAUGGGGACUACCAGGAUCGGUACCAGUGAGACGCCCAAAGGACUUUUGAACAUAUUCGAACAUGGUCAAAGCUGAAGGUUUAAAUUCACUCCUGCAGAAAGGUCAGAAACGAAAAAGUGACAGGAGCAGUGGCAUCAUAUGUACCUCAAGAUGGUCCUUUUUCAUUUUUGGUCAAUGCACACAUUUAACUGUGAUGUAUAUAUAAAAAAAUCUAAAUUCAGUGAAACAUAAUUUUAUUAGAAUCCCUACAGAGAAAAAUAAGAGAAUGUACCGACAACAAAUAGAUAAUGUAAUCAGAAACAAGUGUAAUCUAUGCUCACGUGUACUGUAAACUAGUAGUAAUACAAUGGAAACCACAGAACAACAUUUAUGGAUCAGCUAGUCUUGAAUCACAUAUCAACUUCCAAACUAGACUUUACUUUUCCUGCAGAUCAUCUUGUUCUCUCCAUCUGUACAAGCAAACAAUGAGUGAACUUUAGGUAGCUUACUCUGAUCCGUGUGAACACUUCAUGGACGUUUUGUGUCAGCUAUGCAACAUGAAAAGAGACUGGAAUGUACUAAUGGGUUUGACAGCAGACCACAGUGUUAAUGUAAUGAGGUUUAUUAUGUUUUUUUUUGCUUGUAUGUAUUUGCUGUUGCUGAAUGAUUGCACUCUGUCACCGCUUCACUCGCUCUCCUCGUCUGAGCGGGCCUUAGUUCACCGUCUGUUUGUGCUACACCUCUUAUAUCAGCUUCAUUAUUUAUAGAGCUCAUAAUGGGACAAAAUGGAUGGUGAGUUCAGUUUUGGAGCAUUUAGUGCAACUCUAUUUAUUCUCCUGGUGUUUGGCUUUAGUGCAAUUUCUCAGUGUUGGAUACAUGGAAACCCGGUUUGAUUCUUCAAAUAAGGUGCAGAAAAGUUUCACUUUGAUCAUAAAAUAUUAUAGAGAAUCUACACUAACCGAGUAUUACUGUGUAAAAUAGAGAAAAUCAAUUUUGUACAGUAAAUUAUUAUAUUAUUGUUUGAAAGAGCAUUGAUUUGAUUUGCAAAUGAACACAUUAGACAUGUAAUAAAAUACAUUUCUAUUCAGUAUUGAGACUGAAAAUGCAUAAAUGGCUUCAAAGUUUUGAAUUUCUGAGCAACAUGUAUGAAUUUAUUCAACAUUUUAUGUGUAUAUUCUAACAAAUUAUAUAAAAUUCAGCAAACUGCAAGUUGUUCAGUUGGACUCGGUAAGUGGGAACAUUUUAGCAACAACUGCUAAAAUGCUAAUGCUAAGCAAUAUUAACCAUAUCAACUAUUCACUAUGUAUUUGGAUUAUUAUUAUUCAUGCUUUUAUACAAUCAACACAGACAUCUUAGGUACACAUGAACACUUAAAAGCGUCUCUACAGCCUACAGUUCUUUGGCAAUUUGAAUAAAAGUGACAGAAGUGAAAUCUUACAACUUACUCCAGAGACAAAAGACAGAUGGUUAGCUGUAAAAGCUGCAGUAAAAUCAGUUUAAAUGCCAUUAAUGCCUAAUAUCUACUAUAUAUUGAUGUCAUUUGUGGUUCUAUUCGUGAUAGAUCCACACAUCUAUCAUCGAAAGAUUUGAUACAUAUAUAUAUAUAUAUAUAUAUAUAUAUGGAUAUAGUGUAUUUAUAUAGAAUAGAAUAAAAUAGAAUAGAAUAGAAUAGAAUAGAAUAGCUUUAUUGUCAUCAUGCAUGGGGGCAUGAGGAAAAUAUUCGUAGCCGCCACUGGACGGUGGAUUGAAACAAGCUAAAUUAACAAUAAUAAAUAAUAAAAUCUAAUGUAUUUAUAAAACAAAACCGUACUAAGAGUUCCAGUUUAUGCAAAAGAGACAAGAUAUAUACAGCACAGUGGGGAGGUAAUGAGAUCAAAUAAAAACCAAUAAAAUAGAAUGAAUAUGGGAGGAGAUUGUAUGUAUGUAAGCGGCAUUAUUAUUGUUUUUGUUUUGAGUUGAGAAGUCUGAUGGACCAUGGGUAAAACGGUCUCUCAGCCCGUUUUUCAUGCAUUUUAAGGAUCUGAGUCUCUUCCCUGAUGGCAACAGGCUGAACAGCUGCUGUCUGAACACAUCUUAUUUGCUCUACCGAUGCAGAGGGAGGUCAUGACGUCUUUAUCUUUCCAUCUAUGAUCCAUCGAUGAUACAUGAUGGACCACUAGGUACAAAUACAGGUGUCCAUGCAGAUGUGUUUAUGCAUCAUUUAUUGGUUUAUCAUUAAAAGACGUUCAAAUAGAUGGAGGCUGAUAAGGCAUAUGCACAAUGUCCACACAUAAAAGUAUGUAUGAAUGCAGAUAUGUCACUAAAUUUGGGUCUUGUCUCUGCUGGUGUUUCAGUUUGUCUUCUAUGCAGGAGAAAACCAUCUCUUUCCCUAUCUGCUGUCCCCUCACCUGAGCAGGUCCAGAUGGAUGUCUGCCCUCCCUGAACGUGGUUCUGCUGAAGGCUUCUUCUUUUUAAAGGCGAGUUUUUUCCUUCCACUGUCUCCAAACAGCUGCUCAAAGGGAAUCUUUGGAUGUUAUGAGUCACGUGAAAUGCCGUCAGAUGACUGAAGUUGUGAAUUGGAGCUGUAUGAAUAAAACUGAACUGAAUUUA